This is a messenger RNA of Gadus macrocephalus (Pacific cod), 2630 nucleotides long. RefSeq names its product extracellular calcium-sensing receptor-like. NCBI's taxonomy places the organism in Eukaryota, Metazoa, Chordata, Actinopteri, Gadiformes, Gadidae. Bases 39 to 2528 code for a protein of 829 amino acids. The transcript is spliced from 9 exons. Gene Ontology annotation, cellular component: membrane. Gene Ontology annotation, biological process: G protein-coupled receptor signaling pathway. The record is from RefSeq and is a predicted model, not a curated record. Gene Ontology annotation, molecular function: G protein-coupled receptor activity.
UAUUUUGUCGAUUACAGAGACAAUUUAAUCUGAAUGGAAUGCACAAAUUUGGGGAUGUUAUUCUGGGAGGGAUAUUUGAGAUCAACUUUUUCUCUGCAUUUUCUGAACAUUUUACUUCAGAGCCAAACGAUCCCAUCUGCUAUGGCUUUGAUCUUGUAGGUUUCAGACAGGCCCAGACCAUGGCCUUUGCUGUUGAUGAAAUAAACAGAAACUCAAAACUGCUACCUAAUAUAUCGUUGGGAUACAGUCUUUAUGAUAGCUGCGGCAAACUAUCGAUCUCAUUCCGUGCAGCUCUGUCUAUGACCAGUGGCAGAGGAGAGCCGUUUCAAUUAAAUCAGAGCUGUUAUAGGAAUCCUCCUGUGCUAGGAAUUGUGGGAGAUUCUUCCUCAACACGUACUAUUGCUGUUUCUAGCAUGGUAAGCUUGUACAGGGUACCAAUGGUGAGUUAUUUUGCCACAUGUUCCUGUCUGAGUGACAGGAGCCGGUUCCCAUCUUUCUUUAGAACUAUUCCAAGUGAUGCCUUUCAGGUGCGAGCAAUGCUCCAAAUUCUCAGGCGGUUUAACUGGACUUGGUUUGGCCUGUUGAUCAGUGAUGAAGACUACGGUCGCCACGCCGCCCGAUCCUUCCAGGCUGACCUGGCCGAGUCUGGUGGAGGCUGUCUGGCUUAUCUAGAGGUUCUGCCAUGGGUGAAUGAUGUGGCUGAACUGCGGAGGAUUGUUAGCAUUAUGAAGAAAUCCACAUCCCGUGUGGUUAUUGUUUUUGCACAUCAAAGCAACAUGCUUAAUCUCAUGGAAGAGGUAGUAAAGCAGAAUGUAACAGGCCUACAGUGGAUGGCCAGUGAGGCCUGGACUGCAGCCAAAGUACUCCAUACUCCCAGCUACAUGCCUUUUCUUGCAGGCACUCUGGGCAUUGCCAUUCGCCGAGGGGAAAUAACAGGACUCAGGGAAUUCCUACUGAGGAUACGCCCUGACAAUGACACUCUCAGCAGCCAGGACAACAACAACUUAGUGAAGCUAUUUUGGGAGCACAUAUUCCAGUGUAAAUUUGAUUCCCCUGGAAUAGAGGUGGGAGAGAAUGAAAGACUAUGCACAGGGAAUGAGGUUCUAAGGAAUAUAGAGACUGAAUUCCUGGAUCUGUCUAACCUCAGGCCAGAGUAUAAUGUGUACAAGGCAGUAUAUGCCCUGGCACAUGCUCUACAGGACAUGAUGCAGUGUGUUCCAGGGAGUGGGCCUUUCAAAGGUCAAAGCUGUGCCAGUUUACAGGGACUAGAGCCAUGGCAGGUCAAGGUCAAUUUCAGCACAGAGUUUGGUGACCAAGUGUCAUUUGAUGAGAAUGGAGAUGCUUUGCCAAUCUAUGAUGUGAUGAACUGGAGGUGGCUCCCAGAUGGAAGAACAGAGGUUAAAAAUGUGGGAGAGGUCAAAGAAUUGGCUUCAAAAAUAGUUGAUCUCAUCCUUGAUGAAGAUAAAAUCUUUUGGAAUUUUGAAUCCAAAAAGCCUCCCAGGUCACUGUGUAGUGAGAUCUGUCCUCCAGGCACCCGCAUGGCCAGAAAGAAGGGUGAACCAGUAUGCUGCUUCGACUGCAUCCCUUGUUCAGAAGGAAAAGUUAGCAAUGAAACUGAUUCAACCGAAUGUACCAACUGUCCAAAAGAUUUCUGGUCCAACCUCCGGAAGGAUCACUGUGUACCCAAACGCAUGGAAUUUAUUUCCUACGUGGAACCCCUUGGAAUCUCCCUGACCACUGCCUCAUUAUUUGGAGCACUUUUAUGCACCAUUGUUUUGGGAAUCUUCACUCAUCAUCGGACCACGCCAGUGGUUAGGGCCAACAACUCAGAGCUUAGCUUCCUCAUUCUGCUGUCACUCAAACUGUGCUUCUUGUGCUCAUUACUUUUCAUUGGUCAACCAAGGCUGUGGACUUGUCAGUUGAGGCAUGCAGCAUUUGGCAUCAGCUUUGUGCUGUGUGUCUCAUGUAUCCUUGUCAAGACCAUGGUUGUUCUGGCGGUAUUCAAGGCCUCCAAACCAGGUGGCGGUAGCUUGAAAUGGUUUGGGGCAAUGCAACAGAGAGUGACUGUUGUAUUUCUGACUUUAAUACAAGCAGCAAUUUGUACAACAUGGCUUGUAUCUUCCUCACCAACUCCUCACGACAACACAGAGUACUACAAUGACAGGAUAGUAGUUGAGUGUGUAGUGGGGUCCACAGUAGGAUUUGGAGUAUUACUGGGCUAUAUUGGAUUACUGGCUAUUCUCAGCUUCCUACUUGCAUUCUUGGCACGGAAUCUACCAGAUAACUUCAAUGAGGCCAAAUAUGUCACCUUCAGCAUGCUAGUCUUUUGUGCUGUUUGGACAGCCUUUAUCCCAGCAUAUAUCAACUCCCCUGGUAAAUAUGCAGAUGCUGUAGAGGUAUUUGCCAUUUUAGCUUCUAGUUUCGGGCUGUUACUGGCACUAUUUGGACCAAAAUGUUAUAUCAUUUUAUUUAAGCCUGAGAAAAACACAAAAAAGGCUUUACUGGGACGAGGCACACCAAAAUCAUAAAAAAGUGAAAUGAUUGAGUAAAAUGUUUAUGGAUUUAGUCAGCUUAUUGAAAAUGCUAAUUCCAUUUUGUAUGCAUUUGUCAUGCUCAUUUUUUACCUGCAG